AGUCUUUGUUAUGUGCAGACAUGUCUGGCUUGAAAUGGGCUUAAGAGAUCAAUCGCUGUCUCUGUAAAUACAAUCCAAGCAGCAACGUGCACGCAGAUUGAAUUGAAUAAAACAGAUUGGAAAAAGGUCGCCUACUCGUCAUGCUCGUGUACACGCUAGGAUUCCAUGAAAACAUAAUUCAUUUUUUUGUUAUUGAGUAGUUCUUAGCUCGUUGUUUGUUCACUAUUAAGACGCCAUUUACUGUAUAUGUAGGAGCUGGCUAUCAAGGUCACGUGUUCAUUUACAUAUUACCGUUCAGAGAGGUGGCACAGCAAGGCAGUGUGUGGAAGGAUCACAUAGAAUAGAAGGCAUUUUACAGAAGAUGGAGGUUCCAGAAGGGCCUGAGAAUUUUGAAGGAGUCCCAAACAUGCCGAAAGUGUUCGGCGAUGCAACGCAGGCUGUUAAGGUAUUCUCAGAAUACAAUAGACUCGCAUUCUCAGAUGAGUUUCAGCAAAUCUUUAAUGAAAGGUUGGAUUUCACUAAGCCAGAUGUCCUAGUGAAAGUACAGAGUGUCUGGCUACAGGCAAGCUAUAAAGCACUGGAUAACACUGGAUUCGGUCACCUGAAGGAUAUGUUAGGACCAGGAAAAAUACCAGACCUCCUUAAACUGAUGUUCAUGGCGUACAAUGAUUGUCCAGAGGUGAUUAAAUUAGGGGCGUUUAUACGGGGUCCUUAUGCCCAAACACCCCCUCCAAAUGUGGUCACUGUUGGAAGUAACUUGCCGGAGCUCACUCUGAUCUCCCUGGCCGGCGAGACUGUAGGACUUUCUGAUCUUCAUAUCAACAAGGAUAGACCGAUGAUGAUUAUGUCUUCAUCAGCCUCCUGACCCCCGCUUAGGGCCUGUGUAGUAGGUGGUACGCUUGCAGAUAUUGUUCGUGACUACCGAGGCCAGGUCGAUUUCUUAGCCGUCUACCUUGCUGAAGCUCAUGCCGAGGGAACAUGGCCUCUAGGAAGUAACACCAGCUACAUGAA
Messenger RNA from Lytechinus pictus (painted urchin), 1011 nucleotides. RefSeq lists its product as uncharacterized. Bases 362 to 865 code for a protein of 167 amino acids. The record is from RefSeq and is a predicted model, not a curated record. The transcript has 5 exons. Lineage: Eukaryota; Metazoa; Echinodermata; Echinoidea; Temnopleuroida; Toxopneustidae.